Molecule: messenger RNA, 3892 nt
Organism: Syngnathoides biaculeatus (alligator pipefish)
Lineage: Eukaryota; Metazoa; Chordata; Actinopteri; Syngnathiformes; Syngnathidae
Gene: pcnx4
Product: pecanex 4
Exons: 11
Coding region: 250-3888 (1212 amino acids)
Cellular component (GO): membrane
Source: RefSeq, a predicted model, not a curated record
AGCUUGUGUAUGCGUUCGAGUUGGUGUUGCUUGGCGUUGUUUAGCACACGGCUAGCUGCUAAUGCUCAGGAUUUCCGCAAAUUUGUCGGCAUUCUUGUCUGUUCUGUUGAAUAUCACCGAAAGUUUCGCCUCAGUGGGGGAUUUCAGAGUUCACGUCAGAGGUGUGAUUCAGCAGUGCUUCCCAACAUGAGAAUGAUUGCUGGAAAGGCUUCUUCAGCUGGCUGGAGAUGACCUGCCACCCUUUCGGGAAUGGUCAGAAUGGGGCCAGAUGUGCCCCUUCUCAAUGAGUACAAGCAGGAGUUCUUCUGGAAGCGCUUUCCCCAGACAGUGUUGGGGGGUCCACGCUUUAAGUUGGGGUACUGCGCUCCGCCCUACGUCUACGUGAAUCAGGCCGUCCUUUUCCUGACGCCAUGGCUUUUGGGGGGUGUUGGCACACUCCUCUGCCAGUUGCAGCUUCUCCAGGAGCUGCACGCCGCCAUGCUCUCCGGCGCGCUGAUGUUUGCCGUGGCAGCGGGAGUCCAGGCUGUGGCUUUGUACGCCGGACGACGGAACGGCGCAGUGGAAAGAUUUGGGGCGCCCAGCACCCUUGUGGAUGAAGAGGAAGUGGAGUUUACUCACUGCGUCAGCCCAGAGACGGUCCGAUUUAUUGCUCCCGGGAAAAGAUUUGGGCUGAACGUGGUGAUGCAUACGGUACUGGCUGGGCUGCUAUGUGGUUUCGGGACAUGGUACGUGCUGCUUGGCAGACUCACGGCUCUGUAUGGCAGCAUUGGUGCAUCUCUAGUCAUCUUUGUCCUAAGUUGGGUGACUGUGUGCAUAGCGGAGUAUUCCCUGGUUGUCAAUACAGCCACAGAGACUGCUACCUUCCAGGCACAGGACACUUAUGAGAUUACCCCACUCACCCGACCGCUGUACAUCUUCAUUUUCAUUGUUGUGGACUUGACCGACAGGUUCUCGGGCCCAGUUCCUGAGCUCCAACUUGCCAGCCAGGUUCUUCAUGUGCUUUUCCUCUUCCUACCUCUGCUGUGGGCACUGGGAAUACUUCCUCCCCUGGAUGCCUUGUUCCUCUGGGGCAUGGAGCAGGUGCUUGUGUUUGGAUUAGGAGGCUCCCCCAUGUCCAGUAACUUCAGGUUGCUGUUGAUGUUUGGAGUUUCUGCUGGCGUAGCUGUUUGCAAUUACUUCAUCCCAUCAACACUGGGAGUCGUCCUCUUCUCCACUGCAACGGGAUUCCUGCUGAGCUUGGACCUCAGCCAGAUCGGCACCCUCUGCCAUUCUCCCAUGACCGACCUACGCAGCGGGGGGUCAUCCCCAUCUCUUCUUUCCAACACCUUUGGCUGGGACUUGGGCUGCCGGGAGGUGUUGUUGUAUGCGAGCCUGUUAUUGGCGGCCCUGGCAGAAGUAGGCCUGCUGCAUCACUUUCACAAUUCGGUUCAGUCGCAGAGUUUGGUAAAAGGACCCCAGGCUCCGGUCAGCUACCUCCUCUUGGUCCUUUUCUCACUCUGCUGGAUUCUCAGAGAGAUCCAGGGGGCUUAUGUGUGUGCUGGCUUAUUCCUCAAUCCGGUGUACCCCAAAGGUAUGUCUAGUGUGCAGACUUUCAAGCAGAAGAACAGAGGCUUAUUCAUUGCAGCAGCCAUCAGGAGAGUCCUUCUUGGUCUUGUUUCUCCAUUUGCAUUGAUUGCUUUCUUGUCUAUGGACAAAUCCCUACAGCAGCUCCAUGGGGUGCCUCUCAGUGUGGGAUUCACGCGAGCUUUUAGAAUAGCGUGGCAAAGCUCAGAGGAUGCUCUACUGCAAGUGGUUGUGGUUGUCAUUGUGCGUCUUGCAGCUGUAAACAACAGGCUGCCUGGCUGGGACAGCCUGGGCACAGGUGUUCAGCUUCUACUGGUUGGCCUCCUGAUGGAUAGAUUCACCCAGUUCCUUGCCAAGCUAAAGUUCACCCUCACAGUGUUGGUGACAUCAUGGACCGAGAAGAAGCAGCGGCGUCAGUCAGCCGGAACUCUCCUGGCGCUCAACGCCUCCCUCUGCCCACUGCUGUUGGCUGUGGUGACCCUUUCUGCUCUGCUCUCCGCCCCCCUGCUGCCCCUCUUCACACUGCCCAUCUUCCUGGUGGGCUUCCCCAGGCCUCAACGCAGUUGGCCGGGGCCCGUAGGUACCGCCUGCCCGUGCCCAGACUCCAUCUUCUACCAGCAAAUGAGCAGAAGUCUGGCUUCUGCCAUGAGGACAGCCUUUGCUAGAGGGUCUCUGGGUUCUUUAGCACCAGGGUCUCACUUUCUCGGCCGCUUUCAGGACCGCAUGGUUUGGAUCGUAAUUCUGGAGAGAGGAUACGGCUACUGCACGGUCAAUAUUAAGGGUUUGGAGCUACAGGAGACUUCUUGCCACACAGUAGAAGCCCGGAGGGUGGACGAGGUUUUUGAAGCUGCUUUUGAGCGCCCGGAGCGUCUUGGGUUGACCCAGGGUUUGAACCUGCACUGGGCCAAUGCUCUUACACCUUGCGCAGUGCUGGCAGUACGCGUCUACUCGGAUGCCCGCAACGUCCUCUCGGGCAUCAUUGACUCUCACGACAACCUGAGGAAGCUUCAGGAUGACUUUCUGAAAGCCUUGGUGUGGUUGCUGCUGCGUUACUGCGUUAGGAAGCAGAAAGGCUCUCUGUGGAGCUGCGAGGAAGGGACGGGAAUCGGGGGCCGGAAGUCGCAGUCUUCUCAGCAGGCGCAGAUUACAGGAAACCAACUGCCUGAGGCUAUCGUGGUGGAAUCUAAGGUAUCUUCCCUCCGAUUCAGACAAGACAGCUCCAGCCUGACAUCUUUUGGCGACUGGUCGGAUGAGGAUGACCUAUUUGGACCUCAACCAGCCAGGCGGACAGUGGCCUUGGUGACCGCAGAGGCCCAGUCUGGACACACAAUGCUGCAGACAGGAGCCUCUCUUCCGGGCUCUGUCGAGAUGGACAGUCUUUUUGAAAACAUGGCCCUCUCUGCCCUGCAGCCAUUACAGCCUUUAGGUCUUGGCAUUGGGAUGCCAGCGGUCGACAAAGGUAACAACCCCGAGAUCUUCAAAGAGAGUCCCGGCUCACUCCGCCAGCUGACGUUCAGCUGUCCCCAGUCUGAGGUGUUCAACCUACCAACGGGAUGGAGGACGGCACCUUUGUUACCGAGCCGGCUGCUGCAGCUCAGAGCUUUAUUCCCCGAGGACUGGUACAGGUUUGCUUUGGGCCAGUUCGGACCCAUUGUGCAGACCGACACCUCCGAGGACAUGACCAAAGCGCUGAAGGAAGAUGAAACCUUGAAGGACCUCCACGCUCAGGUGGCACUCUCGUGUCUGGUGUCCCUCGGGGCGGAGUCAGCCUUUACCAGCCCGAGUUACAUCUACAGGCUGUACUGUGGAGACGUACCGUGGACAGAAGGCCUCGAGUGGCUUUCAUCCAGCAAAGAACUUUAUCAGCUCGCACUUAGGGCUUUCAGGUUUAGUUUCAAGCUCUUGUUCGAUCAAGCAAGCCUUGGGCCAAUGGAGUCCCCCGAGGAGAUGUUCAGUGCCUUGGAGGGAUAUGAAAGGGACUGGUACAUUGGAUUGGUGUCUGAGAAGGGCUGGCAUGACAGCGUCCUUCAGGAGAAGCCCUUCCUUUUUUCUUUAGGACACGACCUCUCAAUGGGUACGUACACGGGGCGAGUGCUGUCUUUGCAGGAACAGCUGGUGCAGGUGGGCCGUCUAAACGGCGAGGGGGUGCGAGGUCAGUGGGCCAACCUUUCUUGGGAGCUCCUGUAUGCCACUAAUGACGAUGAGGAGCGCUACAGCAUCCAGGCUCACCCCUUCAUGCUAAGAAACCUGACCGUCCAGGCAGCCGACCCCCCCCUGGGCUACCCCAUUUACUCAUCAGCACCCCUUCACUUCCCCUGCCUCUGAGCAC